This is a messenger RNA of Orbicella faveolata, 1370 nucleotides long. Its product is annotated as proton-coupled zinc antiporter SLC30A2-like. Gene Ontology annotation, molecular function: zinc ion transmembrane transporter activity. The record is from RefSeq and is a predicted model, not a curated record. Gene Ontology annotation, biological process: zinc ion transmembrane transport; response to zinc ion. Lineage: Eukaryota; Metazoa; Cnidaria; Anthozoa; Scleractinia; Merulinidae. Gene Ontology annotation, cellular component: plasma membrane.
GGUCUUCGAGGUCAGUAAUUCGUGAAGCAUGCGUUCCGCGUUGUGCUAAAUGAAUAUCAAAAUUCAGCAUCGGCACGAGCAAAGCGCGGCCGUUUUGUGUAAAUAUCCCUGGAACGCUGUUAAAAUCUAUCCAAGACAUGACUAGUAUCAAUGUUGCUGAAGAUGAUCGAUUGGUGUGCCAUCACAAACCGGACUGUUUUAAAAGAUCGAACUCUCUCGCAACGUGUACCUGUGAUGACGGGCUUCUACUUUACGACAGUUCAGAACAUUCUCCCCUCAUCGCAUACCAAAACUACAGCGAAGGGGCCGAUGCCAAAUAUCUCACAGACAUUCACUGCCACGAGACUAAACCCAUGUACUCGAACGCAAGAGCGAAGAGAAAGCUUGUAGUUGCUAGCGUUGUAUGCCUUCUUUUUGUGAUCGCUGAAGUAAUCGGCGGCUUACUUGCUGGAAGUCUAGCCAUCAUGACUGAUGCAGCUCACAUGUUAUCAGACUUUGCCUCAUUUCUUAUCAGUCUUUUCGCCAUCUGGGUUGCUCGCUGGCUGCCAGAUAAGAGAAGGACAUUUGGUUACUACAGAGCAGAGGUGCUUGGCGCUCUUGUCUCAGUGCUUAUCAUCUGGGUGUUGACCGGAGUGCUGGUGUACCUUGCUGUACAGAGAGUCAUGACAAGAGAUUUUAAUAUAGAUGCCGAUAUCAUGCUUAUCACAGCAGGGGUGGGGCUAGGGGUCAACAUAUUGUUAGGGAUUAUUCUCCAUCAAACAGGCAUGGGACAUAACCAUAGCCAUGGAGGAGGCAGUCACAGCCAUGGGGCAAGUCACAGUAGCCAUAAUGGCAAGGUGGAAUCUGUUUCUACAAAUCGGUUAACAAGAAGUGGAAGUUUAUCAACUGAAAAACAGAACAUCAACGUCAGAGCAGCAUUUAUUCAUGUUUUAGGAGACAUCGUUCAGAGUGUUGGUGUCCUCAUUGCAGCAUAUAUUAUUAAAUUUAAGGUAAAACUCACCUUUAUACAUGCGUGUACAUGACUUAAGCUUGCCUCAAGUUUUAGAGUAGCUAAGAAGCUAAUAUCUUGAAGAAAAAUAACAUCGUAAAUAUAAAAACAACAAGUACCACUACUAAUUAUUAUGGUGGACUACAUUAUAAAAAAAAAGUUAGCAAGACUAACAUAAGUUUACAAUUCUAUGAUUUUACCAUUUUUCUCUCCCUAACAUCUAUGUCAACUCUUCAUAAUUAUCUGGGAGUCUCCCAGCAGACACAGACUAAAUCUCCCAAGUCUUUCAUACAGGUUGCCCAAUCUCCCAGAUACAAAGGAAAAGCACUUGAAGUACCUUUUUAACCGCGCGGCCAUGGGCCGAGCGCGGUUCAUGUUCUAU